GCCCCCCGCACGCUCCUCGGCGCAGAUAGAUCCCGCCCCGCGUGCUGGACGCGGCAAAAUGGUGGUAGCAGAGGAGGCGAGCGAAGCGUUUCCCGUGGCAGGUUUCUGACAGUCAGACUUGUCCACAAGAACUCAACUGGCAAGGCUGCUUUUCUGUGCUAAAACUGGGGAGCUGGUGGGCACCAUGAAGAUCUUCUGCAGUCGGGCCAAUCCGACCACGGGGUCUGUGGAGUGGCUGGAGGAGGACGAACACUAUGAUUACCACCAGGAGAUUGCAAGGUCCUCCUAUGCAGAUAUGCUACAUGACAAAGACAGAAAUAUAAAAUACUACCAAGGUAUCCGGGCUGCCGUGAGCAGGGUGAAGGACAGAGGACAGAAGGCCUUGGUUCUCGACAUUGGCACUGGCACGGGACUCUUGUCAAUGAUGGCGGUCACAGCAGGCGCCGACUUCUGCUAUGCCAUCGAGGUUUUCAAGCCUAUGGCUGAUGCUGCUGUGAAGAUUGUGGAGAAAAAUGGCUUUAGUGAUAAGAUUUUGGUUAUCAACAAGCAUUCCACUGAGGUGACUGUAGGUCCAGAGGGUGACAUGCCGUGCCGUGCCAACAUCCUGGUCACAGAGUUGUUUGACACAGAGCUGAUAGGGGAGGGGGCGCUGCCCUCCUAUGAGCACGCACACAGGCAUCUCGUGGAGGAAAAUUGUGAGGCCGUGCCCCACAGAGCCACCAUCUAUGCACAGCUGGUGGAGUCCAGGAGGAUGUGGUCGUGGAACAAGCUGUUUCCCAUCCACCUGCAGACCAGCCUCGGAGAGCAGGUCAUCGUCCCUCCUGUGGACCUGGAGAACUGCCCUGGCGCACCCUCUGUCUGUGACAUUCAGCUGAACCAGGUGUCACCAGCCGACUUUACAGUCCUCAGCGAUGUGCUGCCCAUGUUCAGCAUAGACUUCAGCAAGCAAGUCAGUAGCUCAGCAGCCUGCCAUAGCAGGCAAUUUGAACCUCUGACAUCUGGCCGAGCUCAGGUGGUUCUCUCGUGGUGGGACAUUGAAAUGGACCCUGAGGGGAAGAUCAGGUGCACUACGGCCCCCUUCUGGGCACACUCAGACCCAGAGGAGAUGCAGUGGCGGGACCACUGGAUGCAGUGUGUGUACUUCCUACCACAAGAGGAGCCUGUGGUGCAGGGCUCAGCGCUCUGCCUGGUAGCCCACCACGAUGACUACUGCGUGUGGUACAGCCUGCAGAGGACCAGCCCUGAAAAGAAUGAGAGAGUCCACCAGAUGCGCCCCGUGUGCGACUGCCAGGCUCACCUGCUCUGGAACCGGCCUCGGUUUGGAGAGAUCAAUGAUCAGGACAGAACUGAUCGAUACAUCCAGGCUCUGAGCACCGUGCUGAAGCCAGACAGCGUGUGCCUGUGUGUCAGCGAUGGCAGCCUGCUCUCCGUGCUGGCCCAUCACCUGGGGGUGGAGCAGGUAUUCACAGUGGAGAGCUCAGCAGCUUCUCACAAACUGUUGAGAAAAAUCUUCAAGGCUAACCACUUGGAAGAUAAAAUUAACAUCAUAGAGAAACGGCCGGAAUUAUUAACAAGUGAGGACCUGAAGAGCAGAAAGGUCUCUCUCCUCCUGGGCGAGCCGUUCUUCACUACCAGCCUGCUGCCGUGGCACAGCCUCUACUUCUGGUACGUGCGGACCGCUGUGGACCAGCACCUGGGGCCAGGCGCCGUGGUGAUGCCCCAGGCAGCCUCGCUGCACGCUGUGGUUGUGGAGUUCAGGGACCUGUGGCGGAUCCGGAGCCCCUGUGGUGACUGCGAAGGCUUCGACGUGCACAUCAUGGACGACAUGAUUAAGCGUGCCCUGGACUUCAGGGAGAGCAGGGAGGCUGAGCCCCACCCACUGUGGGAGUACCCGUGCCGCAGCCUCUCCGAGCCCCGGCAGAUCCUGGCCUUUGACUUCCGGCAGCUGGUGCCCCCACGGCCCCUGUGUGCCGAGGGCACCAUGGAGCUCAGGAGGCCUGGGAGGAGCCACGCAGCAGUGCUGUGGAUGGAGUACCACCUGACACCGGAGUGCACGCUCAGCACUGGCCUCCUGGAGCCUGCAGACCCCGAGGGAGGCUGCUGUUGGAACCCCCACUGCAAGCAGGCUGUCUACUUCUUCAGCCCUGUCCUGGAUCCCAGAGCACCGCUGGGCGGCCCGCAGAUGGUCAGCUAUGUGGUGGAGUUUCACCCCGGCACAGGCGACAUCACCAUGGAGUUCAGGUGUCUGGCCUCAGUGCUGCACCAGCUGGUAGCCUGCCAGGACCUGAGACUGGACACAAGGCAGCUGUUCCAGAGCAGUUACUGAGAUGCAGACCCAGGAAAGUGGCUAUCAGAGGAGCCGCGAGGCAGCCCUGUUCCCUGUACCGCCCUCGGAUUGGAAAGCCCCUCCUGCAGCUCUCAGGUAACAGCAGACACCAAGUGAGAGAACCCAGUGGCCUCUGGCUCACAGCUCAGGAGGUGAGGCUUGUGCCAGGCCAGCCGAGCCGCCUGUAUGAGCAGAGUUCCGGUGUCCUCGGAUUUAGGCAGACUUGGGCAGCUCCUGUCCUGCAGUUGGAGGCAGGAAUUCCAUCCCCUGCCCCCAGGCAUGCCCCUGAGGCCUGGCCCCAGCUUGUCGCUGAAAUAAGUGGAGAACACCAGCCUUGAGCCUCACAGUUUUAUUUUCUCCUCGUUAUCCAUCCUUCCUUUCAGCACCAAUAAGGAAAAAGAACACCUCUCUUUUCAAAAUAUCUUAUCAGGUGUAAAGAUUUUUCUUCUAGGGAAGAACCGUCUGGAUAUAUAUUUGAUAAUGUUACCAAAACCGUAGGUGUGCUUACCAUAGAAAACCCCUAAUGUCCCGUGAAGAUACAAUACAGAAAAAAUACAGAAAUUAAAAAAGUUUUUUUAUAACAGUA
Messenger RNA from Macaca mulatta (Rhesus monkey), 2912 nucleotides. NCBI's taxonomy places the organism in Eukaryota, Metazoa, Chordata, Mammalia, Primates, Cercopithecidae. The record is from RefSeq and is a predicted model, not a curated record.